Messenger RNA from Salvia splendens (bonfire salvia), 619 nucleotides. RefSeq lists its product as uncharacterized. Bases 44 to 379 code for a protein of 111 amino acids. The transcript has 3 exons. NCBI's taxonomy places the organism in Eukaryota, Viridiplantae, Streptophyta, Magnoliopsida, Lamiales, Lamiaceae. The record is from RefSeq and is a predicted model, not a curated record.
AAUUUGAAAGAAGAAAAAAGGGUUAUUUUGUUGUUCCGUUCCGAUGAAAUCGCAAGCAUUGCACAACUUGGAUUCCGGUGAUGAUGAGCAAGCAGCGGAGGAGGAGGAGGAGAAUGGGGAGGCGAAGAAGCCGUGGAUGCUGCGGUCGGAAAGGCAAACAGGCCAUGAUGGCAACUCGAGUUCGAAAAGGAAGCUAUGGAUUUCGCUGUUGAGGGAAGAAAUCGAGGAGGAUCUCUACGCUUUCACAGCGGCCAAGCCUUCCCGCCGUCCCAAAAAGUGGCCUAACAAUCUCAAGAAACAACUCGAUCGUGUAUUUCCUGGAUUGUCUUUGGUUGGAGUUUCACCCGACUCUUAUCUAUUGAGGAAGAUCCGGUGUUGAUACUUGAUAAACAAGGAUGACAGGGAUGGUGAAUUUAUACUGUACAUACUUAAUUUCUAAUCUUCAGUGGCUUAUUUUGGGCCUUAUCCAGAAUUAAGGGUUUAAGAGUUCUUAUGAUGUCUAAGAUUGAGACAUUUUUGUUAGACCGUAUUGGCACUCGGCUCUCAUCUUAACGUGUUCGUAAUAUACGUUUGUAUGCUUUCUCGCGCAAGUAUCUUUUCCUCUACUUACUAGUCCUUG